Molecule: messenger RNA, 1983 nt
Organism: Naegleria fowleri
Lineage: Eukaryota; Heterolobosea; Eutetramitea; Acrasida; Naegleriidae
Exons: 1
Coding region: 1-1983 (660 amino acids)
Biological process (GO): regulation of translational fidelity; 'de novo' cotranslational protein folding
Cellular component (GO): cytosol
Molecular function (GO): ribosome binding; Hsp70 protein binding
Source: RefSeq, a predicted model, not a curated record
AUGCAAGACCCACAACAACAGGCAGCCAACCAUAACAACAAUGAGCAACAUAAUUUUCAAAAUUCAUUGUCUAUGGCCAAAGUAGAACAAUACAUCGGAAGAGGUUUCUUUCAAAUGCUUUUCCAAGAGCAACACGAUGUAAACAACAAGUACAGCAAGGCUACAAAGCCACAAUCAUCCCGUGAUGACGAUGAAGAAGAAGAGGAAGAUGAUGAAGAAAUUAAUGCCGGAGUGGAUGUUCAAAAGUUAAUGAAAAAGAAGAGAAUUAUUAAAAACAGCGAAGGAUAUGAAAAAGAAGAAGAGGAUUAUGAUUAUUAUGAAGUACUCGGGUUAGAAAAGCGUUGGCUCUCAACUCCCGAUGAUAUUAGAAAAGCAUAUAAAAAGAAGGUCAAGGAAUACCAUCCCGAUCACUUUAAAAAAGCCUCCUCCAACAAUACGACCACUGUUGGAGAGAACAAACAAGUUCCCGAUGAUACCAUGUUCAAAGUACUCACGAAAGCCUAUGAAACUCUUUUAGAUGAAAAAAAGAAAUUAGCCUAUGAUUCAAGCGAACCAUUUGAUGACUCGAUUCCAACCUAUUCAACUCCUUCUACUCCACUCACAGAGGAGGAAGAACAAAAGAGAUUCUUCUCAACAUUUGCACCAGUUUUUGAAAGAUGGUCCAAAUGGUCUCGAGCUUUCCCAAAUGUCCCUAAAUUGGGUGAUAUGAAAACACCUUGGGAAGAGGUUGAGAGGUUUUACACAUUUUGGGUCACAUUUAAGAGUUGGAGAGACUUUAGUGGAGAGAGUGAAUAUGAUGAAUCAAUGGCUGACUCAAGAGAAGAACGUCGUUGGAUGAAACGUCAAAAUGAUAAGCUCAAUCAAAAACGCAAAAAAGAAGAAAAGAAAAAGUUGAAUGAUUUAGUGGAACUUGCACGUCGUAAUGAUCCACGAGUUAAGAAAAAGAAUGAAGAAAUUGAACAAGAAAGAAAGAGAAAGGAAGAAGAAAAAGCUAAACGCGAACUAGAAAAACUUUUGAAAGAGGAACAAGAACGAAAGGCAGAAGAGGAACGACAAAGAAAGGCAGAACAAGAAGAACGCGAAAGAAAACAGAGAGAAAAAGAAGAAUAUGAACGAAAACAACAAGAAAAAAUUCAAACUAUUAAGAAAAUGCGAGAUAUGUGUGAACCUUAUUUAGUUUUAAUUUUAAAACCAACGAAAAAUCAAGAACAACCACCUUCAAAAAUCAAAGCUGAAGAUUUGGAAUUUCUUCUCAGCAAUUUACCAAUUGAUAACUUAAUGAAAGCAGUUCAGAAAUUAGAACCAAUAUUUGAGGAAUCUAAAAAAACAAAGGAUGACUCACUCUUUGUGAAAGCUUUUUAUGAAAUCGAGAAUAAGGUGAGAGAAGUUGUUCGUAAAAAAGAAGAAGAAAAGAAACAAUUACAAGCUCAACAAAAAAAGAAUGCUGAAAAGAAGAGCUCUGAAUGGACGCAUGAAGAAUUAACUCUCCUUGCAAAAGCAAUUGCUCUCUAUCCAGGAGGAACUCAACAGAGAUGGGUUCGUGUUGCCGAAUAUGUUGGAACUAAAACACCAGAAGAGGUUCAACAAAAAACAGGAGAAAUUCGUAAAAAAACAAGUACAGGUGAAGUAAUUCCGAAGAGAGAUGAAAAGGAUUACUUUGGUGAGUUCCAAAAAGCAAAUGCUAAAAAUCAAACCUCAAAAAAGAAGGAAGAAGAACAAAAGAAGAUGGAAGAACAAUAUCACAUUGGAUCAAAAACGAAUCAACCAGUCAUAGAAACUUCCUCCUCCACAACAGGUGUGGAAAAUUGGACAGCACUACAACAGAAAGCACUCGAGACAGGAAUUCGACAAUUCAAAGAGUUGAAAGGAGAUGCAAAAUGGGAAAAGAUUGCUGAAAUAGUUCCUGGAAAAUCAGCUCAAGAUUGUAAGGAUCGUUUUGAAUACUGUCGACAACUUGCAUUGGCAAAGAAGAACAAACAAUAA